CUGUCAGACGGUGAGUUCGUUCCCCGGAGCUGAAGCGGACGGACCGCCGUCGAACAGCGUUUGCCCUUCCGUUGGUUCCGAGCUCCGCGGAGCAGCGAUUCAGCGGACAGACCCUUCCACCGAGCCCGGCCAUGGACGAACAGGCGGGGCCCGGCGUGUUCUUCAACAACAAUAACAACUCCGUGCUGGCCGGCGGAGGCAAAGCGCCGCUGCCCGAUGGCGACGCUGGGGAGGCGGCCAGGGCGCAGUACAGUAUCCCGGGGAUCCUGCACUUCCUGCAGCACGAAUGGGCCCGAUUCGAAGUGGAGCGGGCACAAUGGGAGGUGGAGCGGGCCGAACUGCAGGCCCAGAUCGCCUUUCUGCAGGGAGAGAGGAAAGGCCAGGAGAACUUGAAGAAAGACCUGGUGAGGAGGAUCAAAAUGCUGGAGUACGCCCUGAAGCAGGAGAGAGCCAAAUACCACAAGUUAAAAUAUGGCACGGAGUUAAACCAAGGUGACAUGAAGCCCCCGAGCUAUGACUCUGAUGAAACCAACGAGAACGACAUGUCCGGAUCUCUGAACAAUCAGCUAUCGUGGAAACAAGGCCGUCAGCUCCUCCGACAGUACCUACAGGAGGUGGGCUACACUGACACCAUCCUGGACGUUAAAUCUCAGAGGGUCCGAGCGCUGCUGGGUCUGGCGGGGGACGGAGGGGGGAGGACCGGCGAACGGACCGGCACCGAGCCUCUGGUCAACGGGACAGACACGGCCAAGGGAACCAGAGGAAAAGCCGAGCUGUCGGACACCAGCGCCGUCCUGGAGGCCUUCAAGUUCAUCGAGAACGCCGCGGCCGAGUUCAGCGACGAGGACGAGGAAGAGGAUGGUGAUGGGAAGGACAGGAUGAACGUGGAAUCCAGGACUGUAAGUAGGCUCCGCCCCCUCACCCUCUGCUCUGAGAACAGCCCAUCUGGUCUGAAAGGUCACGUCCGCCUGUUCCGUCUCCAGAUCAUAAGGAAGAAGCCGCCGCCAUCUUCAUCGUUGUCGUCGUCCUCGCCGGCCAGUAUGGACACCAGCGAGGACCCGGACACGGAGGAGGCACUGAAGGGCUUCGACUUCCUGUCCAGCCCCGACGAAAUGGACACGUCACCGGAGUCCAGAGGCACCGGAGACGGGACGGACUGGGAGAAGGACGAACACGGUCCCAUCUCUGAGGCCUGGGAUGUGGACCCGGGUCUGAUAACCAAACUGAAGGAGCAGUACAGAAAGGAACGCAAGGGCAAAAAGGGGGUGAAGAGGCCCAACCGGUCCAAACUUCAGGACAUGCUGGCCAACCUCCGAGAUGCCGAGGACCUGUCCCACAUGCAGCCCCCGUCAGCCCCCCAGGCCCGACCCAACGUGGCCCGCUUCAAUGAGCACGACGCCAACCGGGCAGACGAAGUGGAAGCGCUGACUUUCCCCCCCACCUCAGGGAAGUCCUUCAUCAUGGGUCCGGACGAGGCCAUGGAGAGUGAACUGGGUCUGGGGGAGUUGGCAGGACUGACCGUGGCCAACGAGGCCGACAACCUGACGUACGACAUCGGCAACAAUAAAGACGCCAUGAGGAAAACGUGGAACCCCAAGUUCACGCUGCGGAGUCACUUCGACGGGAUCCGAGCGCUGACCUUUCACCCUGUGGAGCCGGUGCUCGUCACCGCCUCCGAGGAUCAUACGCUGAAGAUGUGGAACCUGCAGAAGACGGCGCCCGUCAAGAAGAGCGCCUCCUUAGACGUGGAACCCAUCUACACCUUCAGAGCGCACAGGGGGGCGGUGCUUAGCGUGGUAAUGAGCUCGACGGGGGAUCAGUGUUUCAGCGGCGGCGUCGACGGGACCAUCCAGUGUUGGAACACGCCCAACGCCAACAUCGACCCCUACGACUCCUACGACCCGUCGGUCCUUCGUGGACCUCUGUGUGGACACACAGACUCGGUCUGGGGUCUGGUCUAUAGCUCCGCCCACCAGCGCCUCCUGUCGUGCUCGGCCGAUGGGACCGUGAGGCUGUGGGACGCCAACAACUCCUCCCCCGCCCUCGCCGUGUUCAACGAAAACAAAAAACUGGGUGCGCCGUCCUCUGUGGACCUGGUCUGCAGUGACCCCGCCCACCUGGUGGCGUCCUUCACCACGGGACAGAUCGGACUGUUCAACAUGGAGACGCGUCAGCUGGUCCUGAGUCUGGAGUCCAGUCCAGAGUCCGGUUCUCCGUGUCAGAUCAAUAAGGUUCUGAGUCACCCCACGCUGCCCAUCACCAUCACGGCGCAGGACGACCGCCACAUCAAGUUCUACGACAACGCCAGCGGAAAGCUGAUCCACGCCAUGGUGGCCCACCUGGACGCCGUCACCAGCCUGGCCGUGGACCCCAACGGACUCUACCUCAUGUCAGGAAGUCACGACUGCUCCAUCCGUCUGUGGAACCUGGACAGUAAAACCUGCAUCCAGGAGUUCACCGCCCACAGGAAGAAGUUCGACGAGUCCAUCCACGACGUGGCCUUCCACCCGUCCAAAUGCUACAUCGCCAGCGCCGGCGCGGACGCCCUCGCCAAGGUGUUCGUAUGACGCGGAGCCGCGGCGUGUCUCCCCGCAGCCCCGCCCUCUGACUCCGCCUCCCAUGAUCAGGGACCAAUAGAGACACAGGAAGGGGCGGGCCCUCGGGCACCUCACGCGGCCCACCGGUUUCCUGUUGUACCGGAACACGACGUAGCCUCAGCGGAACAGGGUCGGCGCGCGGCCGGUCAGGAGGCGGUCCGGUCCCCGUCGUCCAUCCAGGCAGGCCUGGGUGUCUCCGCCCCCUCCUCCAGAACCGACAGUUUAACCCCGCCCCCACGCUCGGGGGUUCAGGACUAAUGGAGCGGAGAGUCGAGCUUUCGCCGUCUUCUACUCCAAUCCCUCGGACAGAACCCUGGGGUACAGGAGGCCCCUCCCCCUGCUCCUGACUCCUCCCCCUCCUGACUCUGCUUGCUGGCCUGCCUUUCUUUUCCUUUUUAAACACUUAUUGACAAAUGUGCCUUUGGUUGAAAAAGGUCUGAACGUGUUGUUUUAUGGAUUUGUUUCGGGAAACGGGAACGCGGAGGCGGAGCUUUUGUCACCAUGUUGUCGAUUUUAACAUCGGAUGUAAAAUUACAAAUGCUUAUAAUAAACAGAAGUAUAUAUUCAGUCUUAAGGCGUGGCUGAGCGUGGCUUUGAUGCUCCUCCCUCUUUUAGCGCCGGUGUCAUGACCCAGACCGUUCGGAUCAUAAACUGUAAACUGGGACCGACCCGGUUCUCCGUCAGGUCCUCGGGGUCCGGUUUCAUCAGAAUCCUCCGGUCUGGGCGGAGUCGACAGCGGAGGCGGCGUUCGCAGCCGCGUGGACGCUCCAGUCGAUGUGAUGUCAUGUCCGGUGUUUAGCGAGAGGUUAGCACGGCGCCGUGGGAGUCGCCGCCGCCAUCGUCCUGCGGUUCUGACCGACUGAACAGACGAGUGGAGCCGACGCCCACCAGUCCAGCUUCAAUGAGCCAUUUUCAGUCACUGGUUUCUAUAUGAAAUGUUCCAAAUAAAACCUGCUGUCAAAUGUGAA
Messenger RNA from Sphaeramia orbicularis (orbiculate cardinalfish), 3565 nucleotides. Its product is annotated as striatin-like. The record is from RefSeq and is a predicted model, not a curated record. Lineage: Eukaryota; Metazoa; Chordata; Actinopteri; Kurtiformes; Apogonidae. Gene Ontology annotation, cellular component: dendrite. The transcript is spliced from 16 exons. Gene Ontology annotation, molecular function: protein-containing complex binding; calmodulin binding; protein phosphatase 2A binding. Bases 132 to 2567 code for a protein of 811 amino acids.